Molecule: messenger RNA, 821 nt
Organism: Suillus plorans
Lineage: Eukaryota; Fungi; Basidiomycota; Agaricomycetes; Boletales; Suillaceae
Exons: 4
Coding region: 106-615 (169 amino acids)
Biological process (GO): protein import into mitochondrial matrix
Cellular component (GO): TIM23 mitochondrial import inner membrane translocase complex
Source: RefSeq, a predicted model, not a curated record
UAGCCGACUCGGAAAUUUCGUUUAUUGAAUCCCACUAACGUCCGACGCUCACCCUUAUAUAUGUUCCAUUUCUAGUUUCCUUUUAGUAAUUUUGAAGGGGUUGUGAUGUCGGCCCCAAAAAUCAUCAUACAAAUUCUCGUCACAGGUGCACAAAUUUUCGGAAAGGCACUAUUUGAAGCAGGAAAACAGGCUGCCAAAAAUGCAAGGCACACCCCGCAAGGCGCAAUAGGAUCAGAUAUUGCGGGCGUUCGAAAUGCUACCUCUGGCUCCUUGACAGAUAAACUCACACGAGAUCACCGUAUGACGCUGGACGAGGCCCAUCUCAUUCUGAAUAUAAAGCAAGGAGAAACCCUCGAGAAUGUGUUGAAGAAUUAUGAACAUUUAUUCAAAGUGAAUGGUCCCCGGCCAGCUCCAGACCUACCGACAACUGGCGCAAAAGCAGGAAAACAGCCUGCUCCGCCUACGCACUCUCAUUACAUCCAGUCAAAAGUUGUGCGUGCCCGGGAGCGUAUUGAGGCAGAGAUGCGAGUUAUAGAGGAAGCAGAUUCAAUGCCUCCACCUCCUGGAGCUGCUCCUCCGGGUUCACCACAAGGGAACGCGGGAGGCUCGAGUUGACCUUUUCUGUGAUUGCUUAUAUCCACUUUCAAUAUGUUUCACUGAUUUUAGAUAAACCCAGAGCACAUCCCCAUUCACUCGUCACUUAGCACAUAUAAUGUACACACAAAUAUUACUACCAGAUAUCUCGUCUCGACCUUGAACUGGCUCGUGAGGCAAUGAGUAACACGCUCCAUCCAGCCACAUACCUUCAUGCCUGAGUAUGC